Dimorphilus gyrociliatus is the source of this 3072-nucleotide messenger RNA. Lineage: Eukaryota; Metazoa; Annelida; Polychaeta; Dinophilidae. The record is from the annotation of a GenBank genome assembly.
GUAGAGAAGCUAAAGACUCCUACAGAUUUUAUGAUAAAGAUUACAAAGUGAAAAUAUAACAUGAAUUUACAAUAAUACGAAAGUUGAAGAAGACGGAAGACAAGUAAAAACUUUUAAUAAUUUAAUUAACAAGUUAACUAAUUAGUAAUAAAUUAAUGGACAAAUUAAUAAAGUUAGGUUAAGCGGAUAUUAUAAUAUUAAAAAUUCUUUCAAGUGUGUUUAUAACAUAUUUACGUUAUCUUUUAAUUCUUUUACUCUUUAUAAGCAUACUAGAACAGAUAAUAGCAUCGUUUCACUAAUAGUAAUAGAUAUAUAAAUAUGUGCAUGUAGAAAAAUUAACUACGAUGAAUAGGCUAGUCGUAAAGGUAUCUCUUGUUUAUGAGCGCCAUAGCAAUAAGAAAAUUAACAGAUAACUUUUCUUAUCCUUUGUUUUCGUUAGAAUCUUUGUAACAUACACGUGUUAGAGGACCAACUUCUUCUAUUCGAAUCGUUUGCAAGACUCAAUUGAACAAACAGUCUGAACGGAGAGACCAACGAAAAGACUGAAACACUUUAAAAAGUAUCAAGAACAAUGGACAGUAGUACCACAUCAUCUUCGGACUUCCUGACUAAGACGACAAAUACUUUGGCAUGGCCGGAUUAUCUGAUCUUUUCGCUUACUCUUCUCGUUUCAUUAGGCAUAGGAAUUUAUACGGCAGUUGCGGGAGGUGGUCAAAAAACCACUAAUGAAUAUCUUAUGGGUAAUAGGAAUAUGAAAGUUGUACCAGUUUCUUUGUCGAUGUUUAUGAGUUUUGUAUCAGCAAUUUUGGUGUUGGGUAAUACCGGAGAAAUGUACCAAAGAGGUACAAUGUAUUGGUUACAAUGCGUUGCUAAUUCGAUAUCCUACGUUACAAUUGGAAUGGUAUUUGUCCCCUUAUUCUUUCCGUUGAACGUAACCAGUUCAUUCGAAUAUCUGGAAAGAAGAUACAAGCAUAAAUCCGUGAAAAUUGUUGGAACUAUAUACUUGAUGCUUUCGCAAAUUAUAUACAUGGGAAUAGCCAUGUAUUCUCCCGCAACGGCACUUGAAGCAGUCACAAAUUUUCCAGUAUGGGCGUCAAUUUUAGCUUCCGGAAUAGUUGCAACAAUUUAUACAACAAUCGGUGGUAUGAAGGCAGUUAUUUGGACUGACGUGUUCCAAGGUAUCGUCUAUAUGGUUGGCGUUAGCGCUAUUCUUGGUUUUGGUGUUGAAAAAGUUGGUGGUUUGAAGAAGGUAUGGGAUAUUUCGAGGGAGCAUAAUAGAUUGGUUGAUUUCGGUUCGUGGGAUACUUGGACAUUUAAUCCGGCUAUAAGAUUAUCAAUAUGGUCCGUUAUGAUUGGAAGUUUUGUCAACUCUCAUCAAACCUCUGGCACUGGACAAACUUCCGUUCAACGUUAUUGCGCCCUACCAACGUUGCGUGGAGCAAAAUUAUCUGUACUUUUAAACGCUCCUGCUAUUUGCUUAAUGUUUUCAAUAACCUGCUUAAUUGGUCUAACAGUUUUUGCCUAUUAUAACGGAGUCGUUCAAUGCGAUCCUCUUAGCGCAAACUUUAUCAAAAAUCCAAAUCAACUUUUGCCUUAUUUCAUCAUGGACGCUAUCAACCGCAAAGGAUUGCCUGGUCUCUUUUUAGCCGUUCUCUUUUCUGGAGCCUUAUCAACCGUUUCUUCGUCUUUAUCCGCUCUUUCAGCCGUUGCAUGGAAGGAUUUGUUAGAAUGGAGAUUUAAGCAUAUUCCAGAAAGUAGAAAAGCUCUUGUAACCAAAUUUUUGGCAGCAUUUUUUGGUUGUGUAGCCAUUGGAAUGGCAUUUUUGGCGAGUAAGAUGGGUAACGUUCUCCAAGCGUCUCAAAGUUUCGUUACAGGUGUAGCAGGACCAUUGUUGGGUAUGUUUGUUCUAGGUGCAGUAUUUCCCUGUGCGAAUUGGAAGGGUGCUACAAUUGGAAGUAUUUUCGGUCUAGGAAUAACAAUGUGGAUUACAAUUGGUGCUUACAUAACAAAGCCUUAUUCUCUAACUUUACCAGUUGUAACUGAUAGAUGUCUGAACUAUACGCCUCCAGCUUUUCCUCCAACAAAUCCACCCAACGUAUUAGGAAUCUACAAAAUCUCUUAUUUAUGGUACGCAACCGUAGGAACAUUAACGACUAUUAUUGUUGGGUUAGCUGUGUCCUUUGCAACAGGACCAACAAAUCCGAGAAGCGUUCACCGGAAGUAUAUCAUAGCAAUUGUAGAUCAGUGUUAUUGCUGUUUACCUGAAAGUUUUAAAAAGUUAUUCAGAUGUUGGGAACCAAGCGAAGCCAUUGACGAAGAUGAGAUAACAGAAGAAAUUGAAUUGAAAGAUUCCAAGAUUGUGACAUCCAAGAAAGAUAGUCAAGUAGCUCCGCUACCAGACUAUUCUGCUACAGAGACGGAGGCUCAUCAAAGGGUUGGUUAUAAAGUGGAGGAUAAUCCUACGAAAUAUUAAAAGAAAAGCCAAAACAAACAAACAAACAAAUUAAUAAAUAUUUUGAAUAUGUAAAGAAAAACUUGUUUUUAUUUCAUUUUGUUAUGAAUAAUUAAUUAGAUAAUUAAUUAAUAAAUUACGAUGAAUGUACUGUAUGGAGUUGUUUCUUUUCUCUCUCUCUCUCUCUCUCUCUCUCACAUAUAAGCAAACAUCAAUGUUUAUUACAAUUAGCAGUUUAUUAGUUUGCCAUCUGUAUAGCAGUUAAAGAUUACACCUUUUAAACAAAUGUCUACAUUAAUAUUUAUACUUCAAAAAGAAAUGAUACAGAAUAGUAAAAAUAGUUGAAAUAAUAUAUUAAUAACGAUAAUAGGUAUAACACUGUUGUUAAGGGAAAAAAAACAGUUCAAGUUGACUUUGUGACAUCUUCUUUCUUCGGUUCGUCCGCUUGGAAUGCUGGAUUUUCGUGUCCAUUUACUUUAUUAUCCAUUGGAUGAAUGGCGUUUCUUGACGAGUUACCCUUCAUCUAAUUAAAAGGUAAUAAAACGAAAGUAAGAAUUACUUAAAUGUUUGACUCGUUUAAUUGUUUUCUCUUUUUACCUCGACAGUUUCAAACUCUUCUU